ACCCGCUGGGGCCGACCCAGCGAACGCUAUCGACACCGGCCUCCCCGCCGCUUCCCUCCCCUUCCCUGCUCUUCUGCCUAUAUCGCCACGACCACGCCUCCCUCCUCGAAACCACCACGAGUUCAACGCCGCGAGAGCACCACCCAACCUUCGAGUUGUACGCGAGGGAGAUUCGAGGAGGGGUUUGGGCGUUUCGCGUUCGCGUUUGCGCUUGCGCUUGCGCUUGCGCGGCGAGGAGGAGUAGCAGGCUCGGGGGCGGCGGCGAUGGAUCGGUACCAGAGGGUGGAGAAGCCGCGGGAGGAGUCCCUCAUCGGCGCCAACGAGAUCCGCAUCACCGCGCAGGGGCGCCCACGCAACUACAUUACCUACGCGCUCGCCCUGCUCCAGGACAAUGCAACGGAUGAAAUCGUUAUCAAGGCUAUGGGAAGAGCGAUCAACAAGACAGUUGUCAUUGUGGAGCUUCUUAAGAGAAGGAUUGCUGGUCUCCAUCAAAAUACCUCUAUUGAAUCACUUGAUAUAACUGACACUUGGGAGCCGUUAGAAGAAGGCCUUGUCACCCUUGAGACCACUCGCCAUGUUUCCUUGAUUACCAUUAAGCUGUCAAAGAAGGAGCUGGAUACAUCAUCUCCUGGUUACCAGCCACCGAUACCAGCUGAGCAGGUCAGGCCAGUAACUGACUUCAAUGAGGAUGCAGAGGCAGUACCAAGUGGUCGUGGAAGGGGACGUGGUCGCCGGGGCAGGGGCAGGGGAAGAGGGUUCAGCAAUGGAGGAGCAGAUUACAAUGAUGAGAAUGGAUACCCAGAGGAGCCUCCACGGGGAUAUCGUGGCAGAGGGAGAGGACGAGGAAGGCGUGUAUCCUUUGGGCCUGGAAGGGGCUAUGGUGGUGACGGUUAUGCAAUGGAAGAAGCUGGUGGAUACGAUGAUGCAGAGUAUAAUGCACCACCUGUUCAAGGAUAUGAAGGUGGCAGAGGCAGGGGGCAGGGCCAGGGUAGGGGCCGAGGCCGUGGUCGCGGGCGUGGAGGCCGAGGCCGUGGACCUCCUCCUCAAGAGUAGAUUGGCUGGCUGUGGCUCAUCAACGAUGGAAUGCUAUAUAACUGUCAUCGUCACAAGAUUUAUGUCAUCUUCCAUUGUAGCUUUAUCUGCUUAGGUUUAUGUUUAAAGUUCACAUGUUCACAUAGUGACUCCAACGUGGAGGAUAGGCUAGUUAUGGUUUUGUAGCUAGGUUAUUCUUCCAUUUGCUUUUAUGCCAGACAUGAUACCGUUCAAAUUGUGCAUUGUAGCCUCAGUGUGCCAUCAUCAAAUCUAGUUCAGAAGAUUCUUUUAUGAGGUUAGAAAUCGUUCAGUUUUCUAUGAAUGUGGAAACGUGACUGUUGAACUACCUUCCGAGUU
This is a messenger RNA of Phragmites australis (common reed), 1389 nucleotides long. RefSeq lists its product as uncharacterized. The coding region runs from base 265 to 1053 and encodes 262 amino acids. The record is from RefSeq and is a predicted model, not a curated record. The transcript has 8 exons. Gene Ontology annotation, molecular function: RNA binding. Lineage: Eukaryota; Viridiplantae; Streptophyta; Magnoliopsida; Poales; Poaceae.